Aspergillus niger is the source of this 774-nucleotide messenger RNA. RefSeq lists its product as uncharacterized. The coding region runs from base 1 to 774 and encodes 257 amino acids. The record is from RefSeq and is a predicted model, not a curated record. NCBI's taxonomy places the organism in Eukaryota, Fungi, Ascomycota, Eurotiomycetes, Eurotiales, Aspergillaceae. The transcript has a single exon.
AUGGAUGACAGCGACUACCGAAUAUUAAUACAAAACCGGGUCAGAUACUUGACAAUUCGUCCCGGUACAUUCGACCGCGCAACCCUUUCCAUGCCUCUCAGUUCAUUGCCUGACCUUCCGAAAGACUGCACCUGGAAUUCUGCGCAUCUCAGCCGAGAUAAAUCCAGCGGUGAACUCGUGGUAGAACUACAGAAACGAGACCUUGUUGGCAUAGCGGAUGUCUGGCAUCCUUCGCAGGUUGACUGUCUCAAGCUUAGACGGACAAGGCAGCUUACAGCUACUACAUUCGAAGCAACUUACUGCGGUAGUGAGCCGAUAAGCUCUCCUCCUCUGAACGAGGACACUACAGUAAUUGCCAAAGUUGCCCGGUUUGAGUGGGAAAUACCUCGUUUAUCCCAAGAGACUUCCAUAUACAAACAGCUACAGGACACCGGUCUUGCUCCACGCUUUCUUGGCCAUGUCCAUGAGCACGGGCGUGUGAUUGGCUUCAUACUCGAAAGGCUCAAAGGGCGUGAAGCGGGCAUCAAAGAUCUUCCGCUAUGUCAAUCCGUGCUCAAACGCCUGCACGAUAUCGGUAUCCUUCAUGGCGAUGUCAACCGAUAUAACUUUAUCGUUCGAGGUGAUGCAGUUCGCUUGAUUGACUUUGAGAGAAGUCAGCAAUCCAAGGGCGCGACUACGCUGAUGCAUGCUGAAAUGGAGAGUUUAUGUGAACAACUAUUGGAGGAUACAGGACGCGGUGCAGGUUUCACUCGGUCGAAUCAGCAGAUUGAGUAA